AUGUUAGUUGAUCCUCUUUCAUGGGCUAACGAUUUCAAAUUAUGCGGCGGCAAGAAACAAUCACCUAUCGAUAUUGUAACUGCUAACAUGAUUCACAUCCCGAACAUGUCUCCAUUAGUAUUUACUGGUACCCCUUCUGGUGGCUGUACUUUAAUCAAUACUGGCCAUGCUGUCCAAUGUACCUUAGAUCCUACCUUUUCUUACUCUGUUACUGGUGGACCAUUCAGCUACAACUAUAGACUUGGACAAUUCCACGUGCAUUUCGGUUCGGACGCUACUAAAGGAUCAGAACAUCGUCUUAAUGGUCGUGCUUUCGCUGCAGAGGUCCAUUUUGUCUUUUAUAAUAGUGACAUGUACCUUAGCGUUGCUGAUGCCGCUGAUAAUGCCAAUGGCCUCGCUGUUAUUGGUGGUCUUGUUGAUCUCCAUGCUAAACAUCAUAACGAAUUCGAUAAGAUUGCAAACAACGCCCAAUACGUUAAAUAUGCUGGUGAUACCCAUUACAUCGCAAAUUUUGAUGUCUCUAAAUUAAUGCCCCAUCAUCAUUACUAUGCCACUUACGCUGGUUCUUUAACUACACCAACUUGUGAUGAAUCUGUUACAUGGGUUGUUCUUAAUAAUCAUAUCCACGCAACUGAUGCUCAGCUUAACAAAUUAAGAACUCAAGUUUACACUGGAGAUGCUAUCGAUCCUGGCGUUUUGAUGGUUAAUAACUUCCGUCCAGCUCAACCACUUAAUGCGCGCAGAGUAUUUUUCAAUUAAAUCAUUCUUUGACAUGUAUACUGCAGGCUAAAAUUAGCCAUGGUUUCAAUAUUAUCUUAGAUCAGAUCUAACUAUAAGUUAUAAAUAAAAAGUUGAA
Molecule: messenger RNA, 856 nt
Organism: Trichoplax adhaerens
Lineage: Eukaryota; Metazoa; Placozoa; Uniplacotomia; Trichoplacea; Trichoplacidae
Exons: 5
Coding region: 1-759 (252 amino acids)
Molecular function (GO): zinc ion binding; carbonate dehydratase activity
Source: RefSeq, a predicted model, not a curated record